Messenger RNA from Cyclopterus lumpus (lumpfish), 3410 nucleotides. RefSeq names its product origin recognition complex subunit 4-like. Gene Ontology annotation, molecular function: transcription coregulator activity; DNA binding. NCBI's taxonomy places the organism in Eukaryota, Metazoa, Chordata, Actinopteri, Perciformes, Cyclopteridae. The transcript has 2 exons. Bases 215 to 1600 code for a protein of 461 amino acids. The record is from RefSeq and is a predicted model, not a curated record. Gene Ontology annotation, biological process: regulation of DNA-templated transcription. Gene Ontology annotation, cellular component: chromatin; nucleus.
CUCCUUAGUGUCACGGACGCCCGGAAGUGGUUGCAAAUUUAAACAGCCAUCACAGCAACAAUAAAGCUGUACUUUUACAUCACACGCUGUUUGGCCAAUCGGAAAUUUAUGAAAAUUGAGCUAAACUCUUACUGAGAAUUUCUUUAAGUUUACAGGUGCAGACCUAACCGAAGUGGUCCAAGCUGACGGCAACAGUAAGGAAGAAGUAAUAAAGAUGGCCGAGGCAGAACAAGGAGAUGCGGCGAGCAAUGAGGGAAAGGCCAGUCUAGGAAUACCCAGUAACAGUUCAAUUAAGAGAGGAAGGGGGAGGCCACAAGGUUCAAAGAAGAUGAAAGUUUCUGUUACAGAUGUUAACUUAACGGAGCAGAUUUCUAACGGUGGGUCCAAACAGUCUACGAGGGGAAGAGGGCGUCCAAAACUCACGAAACACACAGUGCAGGAAGGAUCAGGAGAUGACCAUGUGGAUCAUUCUUUACAAACUCAAGUGUCCAACAAACAGGCCAGUAAUGAAGACAGUCUUACGGCCAACCAUUCUCCUAAGAAAAGAGGGCGGCCGAGAAAUUCUCUGAACAAAAGCACCUCUGAGAAUGCUGCCGCUAAAGACUUACCGAACGGUGGCUCUGAUGCACCAAAAGCAAGAAGGGGUCGUCCGAAAGGAUCCUUGAAUCGCAAGUCAGCACGUUUAACAAGUGGAGAGAAUGAAGGCAGUUCUGUAACGCGUCGGAGACAAAGAGGCUCUCUCAAUAAGAAACCCAUGAAAGAGGUGAGCAGUGAGGAGGAGGAGGAGGAGGAGGAGGAGGAGGAGGAAGAGGAAGAGCCUGCAGAGAAGUCUCACAGAGGCAGGGGAAGGCCCAAAAAAAAGAUUGUCGAGGAGAGCGAAGAAGAAGAAGAAGAACUUGACUCGGAUGGCUCCAAGCCGGCUAAGAGGGGGAGGGGUCGCCCCAAAGGCUCUUUAAACAAGAAACCCCCUGCUUAUAGGGUGCACAGUAAGGUGGGCCCGGCCACACGAGGGAAGCGUGGUCGACCAAGAAAACAACCAGCCAAAAGGGGACGGCCAAGGAAGUACCCUCUGCCAUCACCUGAGGAGCUGAACAAGCCCAAAGUAUGGAAGCCGCUGGGAAGGCCGCGGAAAUACCCCCGUGUUGAUCCUCCAGAGGGGUCUCAACCAGCCCCUCGCAGAAGCCGCGGUCGGCCUUUUAAGUCAGAGUCCAAGAAAGGCGCUCACCUGCGCAAGAAUUUUCCUGCAUCUUCACCACGUGACCCCAAUGUUGGAUCCCAGAGAAAAAGGGGUCGUCCGCCAAGUGCACCAAAAAGUGUUGCUGCACCAAAAGGUGAUGCUGCACCAACGCGGAAAAGGGGCCGUCCUAAAGGUUCACUCAACUUUAAAAAAGCCAGCAGUGAAACAAAGCCUGAAGUCUCCAACCGUUCAAAAGCAGAGAGUGAUUCAUCUCCUGUUGGGGUGGAUCACAAAGCAGAGGCGAAGCACAACACAGAGACGUCCAGCGAGCAACUCGAGGACACGCCCAUUGAGCGCGGGGACAAUACAGAAGAAUCGCUCAGCGGUCAGGAUGCAGGCCUUGAAGUUAGUAACCAGGCUUGAUGAACCACCCCGGUAUGACCAAAAAAAGUUGCUGUUUUUAGAAUACAAUCUUGUCAAGGAAAUCACGUUUCUAGUCAUUUUGUCAGUCGAUAUUCUGCAGCUCUUUCUGACUAACUUGUCCAUCUUGUUCUAUUGUGCUUUUUAUUAAUUACUUUAUCUAUGUCGUCAGAAUAUUAGUAUUACUAAUAAUCUUUUUUGGAACUGGCACUGAUUGUUCCGGUUUACAUUUAGCGUUUAGAUGUAGUUUUUGUCCGUUUUAUUGUAACUGUAAAACGGUUUCUUUUUAAAUGAGUUAAAAAGGGAAAAAGUCAAAGCAAAUAGAAACUAUAGAGAGCUGUGUUUGUGAAAUCACAUCCGGUCUCCAUUACACCAGCUUUUGUAACUCAAUACAAUCUGUUAUUCUGUAUUUCUUUCUGAAAAAAAUACGAGUUUCAGGACAAAAUCAACUAUUCUAUAAAAAUGUAAAACAUGUUUUCCAACUGAUUUCCAAACACAUCUUCUAUGAUACUGCUCUGCUACCCUUUUUUGAUUUUAGUUUGCAUAAUUGGACUUGACAAGGACACAGGAUUAGAUCUGGGAAAUGCUUCUUUUAAAUAAAAAUAUUUUUAUUAUAACAAUUUCAAGGGGGUCACUCGUAGCAAUGAACGUACAGAGAAUUAUCACCUGAGUCUGCAGCUGAUCUCAGUUUACAGAGAUUUAGAGCCAGUGUCAACGGAUUGUUUAACCCUCUGGCCGCAAACACUUCUGUUUUCAUUCAUUCAAUGGUGUUGUUUUUGGUCAACAUAGUGGAGCAUUUAGCAGCUAAGAACAGAUAUUUCCCUCAGGAGUUUGUUGAGACCAAAAUCUGAGCUAAAAAAGAGUGAAUAUUAGCCUAUUGGACACAAACACAACUCCAAACGAAUGCUGAUAAUUUCUGAGUAACUGCUGGAUGUAAAUUAGGAAUAUUGUAGUUCAUAAAUUUGCUCUACCAUCUUAAAAGGUGCUGUUAUUUCAAUGUUGUGUUGUGCAACAACUUGUUUCCCCUUCCCCCUAGUGGUCAAUAAAUCAUUAUUGCAGGUUCAAGCCAUGAUGUUCUGUGGCUCACAAGGAAUUGCUAGAGGCCGCUAAAGUACUGUUGAGUAGUUUGUGUUGUUUCACAAUGUGGACGUGAAUGAGCUUUCCUUGUGUUUGGAUCAUAAAAAAAACAGAAGUUGCCCUUUUUAUAUUGGGAAUCUGUGAGGAGAGUUUGAGGGCCUGCGAAAUAAAAUCCAUCCACAUGAUGUCAUGAUUUUCUCAAUCCCAUUUCAUUUUCUUUUUAAAUUGGCCUUAGUUGCCCAAGCUUUGAAUGUACCAUCAGUUACAGUUACACGGAUCAAUGAGCCCCUCACCACACAUUCCUCAAGCGGACUGAAACCUCUAAGAAACGCCUUCUCGCCACACACGUAGUACUUUUGUAGUUUCAACUGUUGCCAUCAUGAUGUUCUCCUAAUGCUGACAUGUAGCUGUGAAAGCUUUUCUUCUUUUUUUUUUUAUUACUUUGACCGUCAUGAGAUUAAAUUUAGGUGAUUGGAUUGAUUUCACAAACAUUCAUACACUUGUUUUUGUUUUAAAAAAUCGUUUGACUUGUACAUCAUUAUUACUUAAUGUAUAUCGACAUCUUUAGCGUUGGGUAAAACAAUUAAAGUGUUUAAAUGCCAAAUGGAGUUCGGUUGUGUCAAGUUAUUCAAAUAUUUUUCAGUGGACACAUUUGGAUUUUGUGCGUUUUAAACAAGAAGUCAAUAAUUUGUGAUAUUAUGCUCUUGAAAUAAAAUGUGAUGAUCUUGCUGUUUUA